UUUGACAUGUUUGCCUAGAAAUAUGAUAAAAAAUCCAAAAAAGCAAUUUCUGUGCAUCUGGCAGUACUGGUUGUUAUCAAACACCGGAUUACGUGAAUAGCACAAAAUAUUUAUUAUCCUAUACAGCUCUAGGCUCCAUUCCCGAAUAUGCGGAAAUUUGCGAAAUACUGGCGUGACUCUGCCAGUUUGUUGAUCCUUGCCCGCGAUGGAAAUCAGGCAGCUAAUACGACAAAAUACAACUAUAAGGUACUUGUUUUCAAACGAACCGAGAAAACUGCUUUUCUGCCAAACAGCAUUGUCUUUCCUGGCGGAGCAUUCGAUAAGCAGGAUGAGGACCCUAGCUGGCGCAGAGUUUUUAAUCGAAUGGGUAUUCCUGACGAGCUCUUGCUCAAACUGACCAGAGUAGCAGGUUCUCGUCCUUUUAUAUUUAAUAAUGAUAGCAAAGAGGUGUUAGACAGAAAUAUCUCACUACGGCUUACUGCACUAAGAGAGGCAUUCGAAGAGAUGGGUGUACUUUUCGGCCUCGAGAAAGAACAGGCCGGUGCAACGCCUAAUGGAUACAGUAAUGCGGUAAAAGUGUCUGAUACUGCUUCGUGGCAGACUAGCAUUCACAAUAACGAAAAACCGUUCUCGGAACUUUUUGAAAAACUUGACAUCGUACCAGAUCUAUUCAACAUGUAUGAAUGGUCUGUUUGGCUGACCCCAGCUCUUUUCCGAAAACGAAGAUUCGAAACUGCCUUUUAUCUAAUUGCAUUGGAUGAGAUGCCCCCUGUCCUACCCGAAGCGCACGAGGUCGAUAGCUAUUUUUGGGACACACCAGCAGACCUGCUACUGGCGCAUAAGGAAGAAAAAAUCUGGUUGGCACCUCCUCAGUUUUACGAACUGACACGACUUAGUCAUUUGUACGACAUUGAUGAUGUCGUAAACUUUGGAAAGAAUCGUAAUUACAAAGGAAGCACCCUACUCUGCCCGGUCCAGUACUUCUGCUCGGAUGCUACAGUGUUUGUCCUGCCUGGUGACGAUCAGUAUCCUAACGAUUAUGAUUAUGUUACUGCACAUGAUGAUUUGGAAAAGUACAAGGACUUGACGGCGGAGCAGUUCAGAAGUCAGGCGAAAAACUUGCAUCGGGCAGAGCAUAGCGGACUGCAUAAGCAGACAUAUUACGUGAACAUUACACCUUUCAAUGGGCAUUUAAGUGUGAAUGGCAAAAAUAUGCAUUUGUCUAAACUAUAAGAGAGGUGCUGUACAUUAGGGGUUCGUGUAGGGUGAUUAUUUUAGAAAUUGCAAUAACGGGCAUUAGGAAUAUGUAAAUAAAUGAAAGGUGAUAUCCAA
Topomyia yanbarensis is the source of this 1332-nucleotide messenger RNA. Its product is annotated as acyl-coenzyme A diphosphatase NUDT19-like. Gene Ontology annotation, cellular component: mitochondrion. NCBI's taxonomy places the organism in Eukaryota, Metazoa, Arthropoda, Insecta, Diptera, Culicidae. Gene Ontology annotation, molecular function: hydrolase activity, acting on acid anhydrides, in phosphorus-containing anhydrides. The record is from RefSeq and is a predicted model, not a curated record. The coding region runs from base 148 to 1233 and encodes 361 amino acids. The transcript has 4 exons.